This is a messenger RNA of Dibothriocephalus latus, 1224 nucleotides long. The record is from the annotation of a GenBank genome assembly. NCBI's taxonomy places the organism in Eukaryota, Metazoa, Platyhelminthes, Cestoda, Diphyllobothriidea, Diphyllobothriidae.
GUCAUUGAAUGCCGUGCGGCUGUUGCGUGGGACAAGAAUCAACCUCUCGUCAUCGAAAAAAUUAAGGUUGAUCCGCCAAAAGCUGGUGAGGUUAGAAUCAAGGUUAUUUCAACCGGUCUCUGCCACACUGAUGCUUACACUCUAAGCGGACAAGAUCCUGAAGGCGUGUUUCCCGUAAUUUUGGGUCAUGAAGGGGCUGGAAUCGUGGAGUCAGUUGGCGAGGGUGUGACAUCCGUCGCCGUUGGCGAUCACGUCAUCCCUCUGUACAUUCCCCAGUGUAGGAACUGCAAGUUUUGCAAAUCUAAGAAGACCAACCUAUGUUCCGUCAUAAGAGAUACACAAGGCAGAGGUCUUAUGCCUGAUGGAACUUCGCGUUUUUCUUGUCGUGGACAGAAGAUCUUUCACUUUAUGGGAUGUAGCACUCUGAGCGAAUACACGGUUGUCUGCGAAAUCUCCGUCUGCAAAGUUAAUACUGCUGCACCCUUGGACAUUAUAGGAUUACUUGGAUGCGGCAUUAGUACAGGCUAUGGAGCUGCCCUAAAUACUGCAGGUGUUGAAGCUGGCAGCAACUGUGCAGUCUGGGGGCUGGGAGCCGUCGGCCUAGCCGUGAUCAUGGGAUGCAAGGAGGCCGGUGCCAAGCGUAUCAUUGCCAUUGACACCAAUCCCGGCAGAUUUAAACAGGCUCUGGCUUUUGGCGCCACCGAGUGCAUCAAUCCAACCGAGAUUAAGGACAAGACUUUACCGCAGUUUCUCAUUGAAAAAACCGAUGGUGGUCUCGAUUACACCUUUGAGUGCGUUGGCAAUGUGAAAGUAAUGCGCGACGCUCUGGAAUCCUGCCACAAAGGUUGGGGCGUCUCAACAAUUGUGGGCGUUGCCGCGGCCGGACAGGAGAUCUCAACUCGACCCUUCCAGCUGGUUACUGGACGCGUGUGGAAGGGUUCUGCCUUUGGUGGCUGGAAGUCGCGUGAUUGUGUACCCCAGCUGGUUGAAAAAUGUAUGUCGGGGAAGCUGAAGGUGCGGGAAUUUAUCACCGACACAAUUCCACUGGACCAAGUGAACACCGGUUUUGAGUGGUUGCACAGCGGUAAAAGGUACGUCCUGUUCACGACUGGCAUUUUCUUCACUGACUUUUAUCCACCGCCCAAGCAAGUCAGCGGCCACAACCGCCGUAUAAGGACAAAAGAUGCCAAAGCACCAGAAGGGUUUAUAGCAAUGUUUAUUUAG